AGACGCUGGCCUGCUGGCGCUGGGCAAAGAAACUGCCGUUGUCGCCGCGGCCGGGGCUGGGACGUGGCGGCGGGGGCGGACUGGGGAGCAGAGGAUCGCCCCUCACAGUGCGGCCGCGGCGACUGCGCCAGGGUCCCAGGGGCGGCAGCGGGGCGUGAAAGCUCUGGGGUGCAGCCAGGCCUACGUGGGCCGGAGGUCGGAGGAACCGGGGCCCCGGCGUCUCGAUUCUUGCUGAGAUCUGUUCGAUAUUUUGAGCACUUAUGAAUAACUACGUAUCUUCAAAACCAUCCACAAUGAAGCUAAAGCAGACCAUCAAUCCCAUUCUUUUAUAUUUCAUACAUUUUAUAAUAUCACUUUAUACUGUUUUAACAUACAUCCCAUUUUAUUUUUUGUCCGAAUCAAGACAAGAAAAAUCAAGCCAAAUUAAAGCAAAGCCUGUAAACUCAAAACCUGAGUCUGCAUACAGAUCUGUUCACAGUUUGGAUGGUUUGGCUGCAAUAUUAUACCCUGGAUGUGAUACACUAGACAAAGUUUUUAUGUAUGCAAAAAACAAAUUUAAGGACAAAAGGCUUUUGGGAACACGUGAAAUUUUAAAUGAGGAAGACGAAGUACAACCAAAUGGAAAAAUUUUUAAAAAGGUGAUUCUUGGACACUAUAAUUGGCUCUCCUAUGAAGAUGUCUUCAUUAGAGCCUUUAAUUUUGGAAAUGGCUUACAGUUGUUGGGUCAGAAACCAAAGACCAACAUUGCCAUCUUCUGUGAGACCAGGGCUGAAUGGAUGAUUGCUGCACAAGCGUGUUUUAUGUAUAAUUUUCAGCUUGUCACAUUAUAUGCUACUCUAGGUGGUCCAGCAAUUGUUCAUGGAUUAAAUGAAACAGAGGUCACGAACAUCAUUACCAGUAAAGAACUCUUGCAAACAAAAUUGAAGGAUAUUGUUACUUUAGUUCCACGCCUGCGGCACAUCGUCACUGUGGAUGGCAAACCACCAACCUGGUCCGAGUUCCCCAAGGGCGUCAUUGUGCACACCAUGGCUGCAGUGCAGGCCCUGGGAGCAAAGGCCAACCUUGAAAACAAACCUCAUAGCAAACCGGCACCUUCAGAUAUUGCAGUGAUCAUGUACACGAGUGGAUCCACAGGGCUUCCAAAGGGAGUUAUGAUCUCACAUAGUAACAUUAUUGCUGGUAUAACAGGGAUGGCAGAAAGGAUUCCAGGAUUGGGAGAAGAAGAUGUAUACAUUGGAUAUUUGCCUCUAGCCCAUGUUCUAGAAUUAAGUGCUGAGCUUGUUUGUCUUUCUCAUGGGUGCCGCAUUGGCUACUCUUCGCCACAGACUUUAGCAGAUCAGUCUUCAAAAAUAAAAAAAGGAAGCAAAGGGGAUACAUCUAUGCUGAAACCAACACUGAUGGCCGCUGUUCCGGAAAUCAUGGAUCGGAUAUACAAAAAUGUCAUGAAUAAAGUGAAUGAAAUGAGUAGUUUUCAGCGCAAUCUAUUUAUUCUGGCCUAUAAUUACAAAAUGGAACAAAUUUCAAAAGGGUAUAGUACUCCACUCUGUGACAGGUUUAUAUUCUGGAAAGUACGAAGCUUGCUAGGGGGAAACAUCCGGCUUCUGUUGUGUGGAGGUGCUCCACUUUCUGCAACCACACAGCGAUUCAUGAAUAUCUGUUUUUGCUGUCCAGUCGGUCAGGGAUAUGGACUCACUGAAUCUGCUGGAGCUGGAACAAUUACAGAAGUGUGGGACUACAAUACUGGCAGAGUGGGAGCACCAUUAGUUUGCUGUGAAAUCAAAUUAAAGAACUGGGAGGAAGGUGGAUACUUUAAUACUGAUAAACCACACCCGAGGGGUGAAAUUCUUAUUGGUGGUCAAAAUGUGACAAUGGGAUACUAUAAAAAUGAAGCAAAAACAAAAGCUGAUUUCUUUGAAGAUGAAAAUGGACAGAGGUGGCUCUGUACUGGAGAUAUUGGAGAAUUUGACCCAGAUGGUUGUUUAAAGAUUAUUGAUCGUAAAAAGGACCUUGUAAAACUUCAGGCAGGAGAAUAUGUUUCUCUUGGGAAAGUAGAGGCAGCUUUGAAGAAUCACCCACUAAUAGAUAACAUUUGUGCGUAUGCAAACAGUUAUCAUUCUUAUGUCAUUGGAUUUGUUGUGCCAAAUCAAAAGGAACUAACAGAACUAGCUCGAAAGAAAGGACUUGAAGGAACUUGGGAGGAGCUGUGUAACAGUUGUGAAAUGGAAAACGAAGUACUUAAAGUGCUUUCUGAAGCUGCUAUUUCAGCAAGUCUGGAAAAGUUUGAAAUUCCAGUAAAAAUUCGUUUGAGCCCCGAACCAUGGACCCCUGAAACUGGUCUGGUGACAGAUGCCUUCAAGCUAAAACGCAAAGAACUUAAAACACAUUACCAAGCGGACAUUGAGCGAAUGUAUGGAAGAAAAUAAUUAUUCUCUUUUGGCAUCAGUUUGCUACAGUGAGCUCAGAUCAAAUAGGGAAAUACUUGAAAUGCAUGUCUCAAACUGUGAGGCAAACUCCAUCCCCAUAAUAAACCUAAACUGUUAUUUCUCAUGUCAUCACCAUUUUUAACUGACAGGAUUAGUAAAAUAUUAAGACAGCAAACUUGUGUGUCUCUUCUUUCUUCCCCCCCCCCCGCCAAUUUCCUUUACCACCUAUGACUGUACCUGUCAGUGUGAGGAUUUUCCUGAACAUACUGGGAAAGCAGUGAUUUUAAAACCUCAAGUUUUUAAACAUGAUUUAUAUGUUCUGUAUAAUGUUCAGUUUGUAACUAAAUUUUAAAGUUUGGAUGUAUAGAGGGAUAAAUAGGAAAUAUAAGAAUUGGUUACUUGGACUUUUUUUACUUACAAUAUUUAAAAAUACAAGGGUAUUGAUGUGAAAUUAUGUAAAUUUGAAAUGCUUAUGAAUCAAAUCAUUGUUGAACAAAAGAGUUGUUGCUGUGUAAUUAUUGUCUUGUAUGCAUUUGAAAGAAAUAAAUAUGCCCAGACUUACGUUUUAAGAAAUUGAGACCUUUUGAAUAUAUGCCUGACAGCGUCGUCUUUAUGUAUUUAUUUUUAGCAGAAAAAUGAAGUUUGGUUUGUGCUGCAUGUAACCAAAGAGAAGCAGAGAGUCUUGGUUUGUAAUAGUUAAGAAGAUAAUAGAGCAAGUGGAACACCAGUUGAUAAUAGUCUGUAGGAGCUUGCCAUCAAACUGUGCAAUAUUCUUUUUAGUUGUUGAAACUAGGAAAAUAUCCAGACUUAAAUAGAAGCAAUUCAUGAAAGAGUAG
Messenger RNA from Choloepus didactylus (southern two-toed sloth), 3259 nucleotides. RefSeq names its product long-chain-fatty-acid--CoA ligase 3. Gene Ontology annotation, molecular function: long-chain fatty acid-CoA ligase activity. The record is from RefSeq and is a predicted model, not a curated record. Gene Ontology annotation, cellular component: endoplasmic reticulum; plasma membrane; lipid droplet. Lineage: Eukaryota; Metazoa; Chordata; Mammalia; Pilosa; Megalonychidae. The transcript has a single exon. The coding region runs from base 261 to 2423 and encodes 720 amino acids. Gene Ontology annotation, biological process: long-chain fatty acid metabolic process; long-chain fatty-acyl-CoA metabolic process; neuron differentiation.